Messenger RNA from Venturia canescens, 2672 nucleotides. RefSeq lists its product as uncharacterized. The transcript has 4 exons. Bases 1 to 870 code for a protein of 289 amino acids. The record is from RefSeq and is a predicted model, not a curated record. NCBI's taxonomy places the organism in Eukaryota, Metazoa, Arthropoda, Insecta, Hymenoptera, Ichneumonidae.
AUGCAAAUAAUCGGUAUACUCGGAUACAUUUUUUUUGCCAAAUCGUGCGUGACCUUCGCGACCGAGGCACAAUCCUUCGAUCCGAUGAGAGAUCCCACAGCGUCAUCGCAAGCUGCAAUUUUCAGCGAGAUCGCUUAUCGUGAUAAACGGGCGAGCAAGGCCGAACCAACCUGCGAAGAACUACGAGCAAUGUGGAUAUACAGCAAACGUCAGAGUCGAGCAGCGGAGACGACCAAUGAUUUACCCAUGUACCGAGAUCCUUUCGCUCAUAAUAUUUGGGACACUUAUCCAGUAAGAUCAUCCAAUUCGUUUGGAUAUCGAGAUCAUGGAAGUAGUCAAGCACGCAGUCGGGGUGCUGGCGUGGGCGUUGUUUAUGGAAAAAUCGUCCACAAAGCCCCGGUUGGGAGUAGAUUACGGAACGGCAUGCCAAAUCGAAUGAAACCUUUCGAAGAAGUGUCUCGUCUUUAUGGAACAAUUAAUCGUCACAUGCCCGACCCUCGACGUCGACAAACGAAUUUCCGUGUAGGCGGCGGGGGAGGACCCUCCAUGUCAGAAGUACCACAAGCCGGGAGCUUUCAGCACUUGAAAGAGCUCAUACGUACCGAACGAGCUCGUGAACUCCAGGAACAACGGGACGCGGAGGAAAUGGCAGCGCGAGCAGCUGUCCUCAAAGAAAUAGCAAACGGUGAGAGACGCAUAUCACAAGAAUCACGGAGACAAUUUUUAAACUCGAUACAACCAUAUCCUGAACCAAAAAGUGUCAAUUACGGUUAUGGCCAGUCGCAAUACGUCUCCGGCUUGACUAAUCUCGACGGUGGAUUAUUGCAAACCGGUGAUAAAUACAACCGCGAUACGAUGCUGCAUAAAUGAACCGAAACUCGUGAAAAAUAACUAAUCAAGAAUUUUGAGGGAGACGGUGUGACUGAUGAACUGCCGAACGUGUGAACAUUCUACAAUCUCCGUCAAGUCAACGACUAAAGAACACAAACAGACAAAAUUAAAACAAUUAAAGAAACAAAAAAACCAACCCGAACAAGAGAAAAUUGAGAAAAUAAGAUUUAUUCACAUUUGCUGAUUGCUGCAUAUAAAGUAGCUCGCGAGUUUAGUAAAUCCGGCGAAAAACAAAAAAUAACAAUUAUAGACUCACAAAAAUUCGGGGGUGGAAGAAAAAUGCGGGCUCCAAGUAGGUAUAACAACAAAAUUGAGCAGAAAGGAAAUAAGGGCAAACUUAUUAAUAUCAUCGUUAUCAUAUCUCAAUAGCCCUACUCUUCACCCCGCACUUAUAUCCGUAGAAUCUUAUUCUAUUAAUCUGACUACCGCUAUUAUAUAGUAUUAAAAGGUAUUCAACCAGCACCGAGAAGAAAGAACAAGAGAAAAUGAGAAUCCAUGGAUAGAGAGAAAGAGAGGGCGAGAGUGAUUAAUCGUUGCCAAAGAUUAUCGAGAUAAGAGCGUCAAAGCAAGAUCAUAUACGCUUCGCCUCUACAUACACGCAUAUACGUAUAUCUUCUCGUAUGCUCAUGAUAAAUUGAAAAUGAGGAGCUCGAAUGAAUAACCAAUCGUGCAAAGUUAUUUUUAAUUUUAUUAAGGAAAAUAUGAAGGAGCAGUGAAAUCGACGAACAAAUAAUUUUGUAGUUCCAUUUGAACUUGAAGAAUGUUGAAUUCUCUCUCUCCAAGUGCGAUUUUACACUUCGCGUUACGAAGCAAUAUUUUCUAUUAACGGAGAUGCUUCCACGACGUCCUUUGUGAAAAAAAUCUUUUUUACUCUUCAACUCCAAAACAUAGUUAAUAUUAUUUUUAUGAAAAGUGCCGACGUGGCUCCACGCCGCAAUGACAAUAGUAUUUCACGCGAAAUCGUUUUCGCGUAUAUUGGAGAAGGAAAAGUAGUGUCGUACUCGCUCCAUCUUCGCUAUUCAACAGCGCCAAGUUUGAUUGAAAAAAGAGGGAAAAGAGGAGGAGGAGGAAAGUGGGGCGGGGGGAGUAUCUCGAACAAUGCAUCAAUAUACAAUAAAGGAAUACUUACAAAUGGUCCUUCACCCGACACUUCGAUGAAGGACUUUUAAGUUCGAUAACAGACGUACGGCUAUACAUAUAUCUAACUAAUUUUACUCUGAAAUAACUUAGUAUAUACUCGUUUUCGAAUAAGUUAGUCAUCCAACCGAGAAAUAUUGAUAUCAUGGCAAACUUUUUAUGUACACUACAAAAACGAUCAAUUGUGUGUUAAAAUAUUCGACUCGUCGCGGAUACUACAUUUUCUUUUGCCAUCAUGAAUUGAAAAAAUUUGAACGAAACUAUUUGAAUUUUGAUUUAUCGAGCAUCCUUGUUAGGCUUGUCAUAUACAAGCAAGUAAUCAAGUUUAAAUAACGCGUCGCGAAGAUAAAUUAUUGAUAUUCGAUCUUGAUGUUUUUUGAGAAGGUCGAGAAGAAGGGUUGUUGCAUGCAUUGUCACGUGUGAAUAAGAUGCUGCUGCUCUGCUGCAAAUUCGAAUCAAAGAUAAGUAAACGUCAUUUUAAUUCAAUUUAGUCAAUUUAAUUUCCCAUAUGUGCAGAAUUUUCGCAAAUAUGCGAAUGACUUUUCUCUUUAACGCAAAAAAUUGAAUGAAAUUCGAUAAGGUUUCACGCGUAUUUUUCAUUUUCACCAGCGAAUCAAUUAAUAACUCAAAAAUUCAUUUUUUUU